AUGAUUGCUAUUAAGUACAACAGUGGGUCUAAAAGAGUUGUAUGUUUAAGAUGUGGAGACAUUGGUCAUGACAUGAUUUUGUGCAAAAUAUACAAUGCUAUAUCUGUAAAAGCUUUGGCCAUCUAUGAUGUGUCGAACCCGAUGAUUCAAUGUCAUGGGUUGUAUCUUGCUACAAAUGUGGUCAACUAGGUCAUACUGGACUCGCAUGUGGUAGACACU
Messenger RNA from Arabidopsis thaliana (thale cress), 219 nucleotides. RefSeq lists its product as uncharacterized. NCBI's taxonomy places the organism in Eukaryota, Viridiplantae, Streptophyta, Magnoliopsida, Brassicales, Brassicaceae. The coding region runs from base 1 to 189 and encodes 62 amino acids. The transcript is spliced from 3 exons. The record is from RefSeq and is marked reviewed.